CUUCGGACGUCUGUAAAAGAAAAAAAGAAAAAUACAGACGAAAUAAUCGGAAAAUGACUGCAGGAUUGAAGACAAUGGAGUUAUUACGAUUAGGACGACGAGUUCGUCGACGUUUAAACGCACGAAAUGUGAGCGAUCAACUUCUCGCUGACGGCGAAGAGAAAAGAAAAAGGAUCUCCUUGAACAUUGACACGAAGAUGUUGAAAAUUGGAUUUUUGGGUGGUGGAAAAAUGGCCCAAGCUUUGGCCAAAGGUUUCAUUCGAGCAGGAUUAAGUAAAGGUGAUAUGAUGCUGGCCAGCUGUCUUCCAAACGACAUGGGUAGCAUAGAAGCGUUUAAGGAAAUAGGAUCAAACACUGUACAUUCGAAUGGACCCGUCGUUGAUCACGGUGAUGUUCUAAUUUUAUCGGUAAAACCACAAGUGGUUCCGAAAGUUCUUCCAGAUUUAAAAAAUUAUAGGAAACUUUUACUGUCUAUUGCUAUGGGUAUUCCGCUGUCAACACUGGAGAAGGCUCUUCCGCAAGGAACGCCAGUGAUAAGGGUGAUGCCCAACACCCCAGCCCUUGUGGGCUGUGGUGCAACUGUAUAUGCACGUGGAAAAUCUGCUGGCGAUAAAGAGGCUGAAAUAGCAGAAAAGCUGUUUUCUGCUGUUGGUUUCUGCGAAGAAGUUCCUGAAAAUGUAAUUGAUCCUGUCACUGCUUUAGCUGGCUCUGGACCUGCAUAUGUAUACAUGAUGAUAGAAGCUUUAGCCGAUGGAGGUGUAAAAAUGGGCUUGAUGAGGCAUACAGCGUAUAAAUUAGCCGCCCAGACUGUGCUUGGAGCUGCUACCAUGGUGCGAGACACGAAUACCCAUCCAGGACAAUUGAAAGAUGAUGUAGCUUCACCAGCAGGGUCUACCAUAACGGGAAUUCAUUACUUAGAACAGCAUGGUUUGAGAUCAGCAGUAAUCGGAGCAGUUGAAGCGGCAACGAAACGAUGUAAAGAAGUUAGUUCAUCUUCAGAAGAAAGACAGGAUUAAUGAUAAUGGAACUGAAAUUCAAUAACAGGUAAAAAAGCUGUACUGUAGUCAGUUAAAGUUAUCAAAAGGAAAUUGAACCGUGAAGAUAAUACGCUUUAACAUAACACGUCCACGUUUAAUUCUGCAAGUUUCUAUUAUGCAUAGUCUAUAAUUUUUUUUUUUUAAUAUUUUGUAUAUUUUGUACAUAAUUCUUUUAAAU
Osmia lignaria (orchard mason bee) is the source of this 1215-nucleotide messenger RNA. The record is from RefSeq and is a predicted model, not a curated record. NCBI's taxonomy places the organism in Eukaryota, Metazoa, Arthropoda, Insecta, Hymenoptera, Megachilidae.